Messenger RNA from Acipenser ruthenus (sterlet), 6028 nucleotides. RefSeq names its product diphosphoinositol polyphosphate phosphohydrolase 1. NCBI's taxonomy places the organism in Eukaryota, Metazoa, Chordata, Actinopteri, Acipenseriformes, Acipenseridae. The transcript has 5 exons. The record is from RefSeq and is a predicted model, not a curated record. Bases 33 to 851 code for a protein of 272 amino acids. Gene Ontology annotation, molecular function: endopolyphosphatase activity; bis(5'-adenosyl)-pentaphosphatase activity; diphosphoinositol-polyphosphate diphosphatase activity. Gene Ontology annotation, biological process: diadenosine hexaphosphate catabolic process; diphosphoinositol polyphosphate metabolic process; diadenosine pentaphosphate catabolic process. Gene Ontology annotation, cellular component: nucleus; cytoplasm.
AUUGUCAGAGCAGGGGGGGCGGUGCCGUGUAUAUGCUUAGCUCUCCGCUGCGCAGAUUCCACGGCUCAAAGCUGAAUUCUGGCCACAGGUUAGAGAACAUUAUUAGCGUACCGCCGUGUGUUGGAAUCAAGGCUACGCGGAUUGCGCAGUGCUCCCGAAAAUGGCGGCAGUGCCGGAGAUGCGCUCGGGUUUGGGAAAAUGAAGCGGAGGAGAAGCAGUUUCUAUUAGUAAAGACCUGGGCUUUCUGUUUGCGGACUUUUAGUCGAGAGCCGCGGUGUUUCCAAGGGUUUUUGGUUCGAGUUACGGUCCCCAAAAUGAUGAAGCUCAAGUCUAACCAGACCCGGACCUACGACGGGGAGGGCUACAAGAAGCGUGCGGCCUGCUUGUGCUUUAGAAGCGAGAGUGAAGAGGAGGUGUUGCUGGUGAGCAGUAGCCGACACCCGGAUAAAUGGAUCGUUCCCGGAGGGGGGAUGGAACCGGAUGAGGAACCUAACGUGGCCGCAGUCCGGGAGGUGUGCGAGGAGGCUGGUGUGAAAGGGACAUUAGGACGAUUAGUAGGUGUUUUUGAGAACCGUGACAGGAAACACAGAACGUACGUCUAUGUUCUUGUAGUAACUGAGGUUCUGAAAGACUGGGAGGACUCUGUAAAUAUUGGGAGAAAAAGGGAAUGGUUUAAAAUAGACGAUGCCAUAAAAGUGCUGCAGUGUCACAAGCCGGUGCAGGCCUCGUACUUUGAAGCUUUCCAGCAAGACUGUCUGACCAGUAACGGGACGCCGCUGGUAGCCACGCUAGCCGGGGAAAUAGCCCCCGCCUACAGCAUCAACCAGAGCUCUGUCUCUGGGAUCAGAUAACUAACAUGCACAACAACUCCGGCUCUUGUUCGUUCUUCUGUCUUUUUUUUUUUUUUUUUUAACUGUUUGCCUUGCCAGCCUGGCACACUCGAAGUUGGGUGAUGAUGACGACACUUUGUAAAUGUGAAUUUUUUUUUUUUUCUUUCUUGGUGUUGCAUGAAAGACCCCCAGCCCCUUACCCCCUGCCCCACCUUACCGCCUGAAUUGGAAGUAAUUUAAUGCAAGAGCUACGUUUCUACUGUUGUGGUGAUGUAUGAGUAUAUGCAUAGUUCUGAUCAAAGCUACGAAGGCUCGUUGUCUUUUUUGUUAUUUUUAUUGUUAUUCCUGUCCUGAUUAGAGAUCUGUUGCUGGGUGGAAGGCGUGGAUACUGCAUGCACUGUGCGGGCACAAUUCGCAUCGAAACGUCUGUCGGUUAGGAGCACUUAAGCUCACAGUCCCGUGAUUUGCCUGCACCUCCAAAGGACUGAGCUUACAGCUCUUGCUUCUACAUUUUUUAAAGGGGAUUAACCCCUAAUGGCUACUUCACCAGUUAACCCAGCUGUGUGACAGGAUGGCAUGUGGGCAAAUGGGCAAUACCCUGUCCAUGGUUCUGUAUGAGUUUGCACCUAGGCUACACAACCAGGCCAUCUGCCCCGAGUGUACAUACUUGUGUAAUGCGUGGGACUGCUAAAAUAUAGAAAUCAGAAGGGAGGUAGGAGGGUUUGGCAGUGGCCUAUAACCAGAGAUGAAGGUUUUCAGAGAUCUGUAUUCAGACUCUUUUUUUUUUUUUUUUCCUGUGUAAAUCUGGUCUUAAAACAUGUGUUUCGCUUCAGACUACGUUGCUCCAACACCCGAGGUAUACAUUUUGCAUUCUUUCUUUCUUCGCGCUUUCAGAUUUUGUAUUAUUAAUCUUUAGUCUCGUCCUCCUAUUGAACAUAUCGGAAACUCUUGACACUGGCCAAUGUCUGCUAGUUUCACAGACCAAGAUUAGCAUUGAUGUUGAACUACAUGAUGUUACCUUAGGUAAAAUGGUCCCAGAUUAGUGCUAAUUGGGGUCUGUGAAACUAGCUGUGAAUGUUGCACCUUUGUGUUCAUAAAACCGCUGAUGCUAAAGUUAUUUUUGAAACCCCUUGCUUGCCCAACGGAAACCUUUUGCUUUUAAGUAAGGAUUUGUAUUACCAGGAUAAAAGAACUAAGGGGGGAGUGAUAGAUUUUUUUCCCCCCUUUUUCUGUGAAGUGAAAGUAUCAGCAGUGACUUUGUCAGUGAAACAGUAUUGUCGAUUGAAUUUGUUUACCCCUCGUUUAUAAAGAUGUAGUAAUGCUAUGAUUUACAGGCUUUUUUUUGGUUUGCUUUCCCUUCUAAACAAAACACUGGACUUUGUAGAUGAGGCAGAUUUUGGAAGUCACUUUUUUGGUCUCAAUAAAAUUCUUCUCAUUUCCCCCCUUUAAUUCAGAUCUUUCGAGUCUUUCGUGUAAUUGAAUCCGCAUCCCUUCCAAGCGUCUAAGUAGUUGCUUGAUUAAAAUAAAUCGAUCCUGUUUCUAACUAAAUACGGAACAAACCACUUUUUUUUUUUUUUUUUAUUUGAUUUAUUAUAUAUUUUUUUAUUUAUUUUUUGGCAAACAAGUUAAAGCCAAAUUGCAUUAUCUGCCUUUGUUGUGGGAGGUGGAGCAGCAAUUGGCUUGAUACUGUGAAAAUAGAGCAGCCGUAAGUAACAAGGUGUAAGUGUUCAAUGUUAAUUUUCUCUAGUUCAGUACUGGGGGAGGAGGGGGGGUGUUUUCUCACAUGUUUUAGGUGGUACGUUUUCAUAGAACUUUCUUGUGAGCCGGGUGGUGCAUCUUUAGUACCCUGAUCUGUUUUGCACCCAUCUCUUUAUCAAUCCCCCUGUUCUAAGGUUGGGUCUUUCCUCGACUGUACAGCUGUACCAUUUCUGAACUGUACAGCGCUGCACUGUCACGGACAGACAAAUACCAUUGAAAGACCCGGCAUCUUCUCCCAGCCCAUCUCCUCUGCUCACACGCACUUUAAAGGGAAGAAGUGUGUUCAGAUUUAAAUCUUGGAAUACCCAGAAUUGGUGACAAAAAUGAUCGUUUUUUUGGAGAAAUGGCAACAGGGUUCGUUUUUAUGUCAGAAUGCUGAAAAUACUGUACUGUAUAAUAAACAUUUGCGUGAGAUGCAUUGGAUGCUGUUUCUGUGCAAAGUUUGUGCUAAUGAUAUAUCUAUCUAUAGAUAGAUAGAUAGAUAGAUAUAUAAUAGUCCCUUCUGAUCUGCUUUUGCUCAGCUUUUCUAUUCCCUGAUGUAUUCCAGCUACAGCAGCCUGUGCUUGGAGAUGUUGAUAUCCUGCAGCCUGUGCUUGGAGAUGUUGAGAUCCUGCAUACCCACAUUCUGUGAUUCUGUUAAUCGUAUAUCUGUAAUCGGGGGUGAUGGGGGGCUUUCCUGUGAGAUUUGAGUGAACAGAUGGAACUAGCACAAUGGAUGUAAGCAUCGCUCCAUAUUCAGUGAAAGAAGAGAAUGUGUAAUUGUGUAAGAUGCAGUCCAUUAGUGAACAAAGAGCUGGUCCUUGUAAAGAGGGAGCUCUUCAGAUUUAAAGCGACGCAGUGAGAGAGUGGUCUGAAUUGUCAGUUUGUCUUGAUAUCGAGCGGGUCAAUUCCCAUUUCGUGCAAGAUCUGACCUAGAAUUGUUUUCCCCAAACGUAUAAUUAGGAAUCAAAUGCAUAUUUAAAUACUUUGAAAUUGGCUUCCCCAAGAUACAAAUCUUAGACUUGCACAUUCUUUUUUUGUAUUGAAUUGGAAGUGGCUCUGCUUAAAAAAAAUGUCCUUGGGAAACAACAAAGCUGCUUAUUUUUGCUUAUUUUUUAAAAUUUGAAAGCUGUACAAAUAUUGGGCUUUUUCUAAUAUAAAGAAAUUCAGCACUGUAAGAUUGUGUAGUUAGGGAUGGGUUCGCUUGAGUGCCUCUCUUGGAUGUAGUUUGGUUGCCAGGAAUUGUGAGCUGCCAACACUGGCCUGCCUGCAGGAAUCUGUGCCUAUCUCCUCUCUUAGUAAUGGAGGCGGUGGAACGCUGUAAAUCUUUGCACUGUAACUCCCAAAUAGGUGCCAUCGAUAAGACAACAAACCCCAGUCACGUUUUUUGGAGAAAUGGUAGCUGACUUUGGUGUUGUGAGGUUUUCACGCAGCAGAGAGACUGCUAUUCUUCUGAAGCUGCUUCUGCUUGUAAAUAUUAAACCAGUUAUUACUGUAGUUCCUUAUUUUAACAGGAGGUUGUAAAAUUAAAAUAGAACCCCCCCCCCCCCCCCCCCCCCCAUCGCAUAGCAAUUUUGAGCCAUUCCAGGUGUUUUCGAUGAACAUCACAGCACCAGGAAGGGCUCAUACUCUUGUGCUGGGGGAGUUUUAUUACUGUCCUCAAAGCAGGCAAUCCCAUCUUGUCCUGUAAGCACAGACCUUCCAUCUCCAGUAGUGUUCAGCUUUGCAGUAGAUAUUAAAACCUUUGGCGGAAUUUAAGAAAAUAAUGCUGUGGUGGUAGGCUGUGAGCACCAAGUGUGUUUUUGAACACGUGUGUGGGGAGUUUUGAUGGCUUAACACCCUUGCAAGUGGGAACAUACUGAUCAGUUAUGAUUUUUUUUUUUCUCCAUCAAAUUAAAAUUAGAGAAGGGUGGGAUAGAUCAAACACCUUUUUUUUUUUUUAUCUUCAGAUGAUUGGCAGGUAGUAUUAAUUUGCACUGUGGAUUGCCACAGAUUUUUUUAGUAGGUAGAGUUAUUGCACAAAAACUGCUACGUUGUUAAAAUGUCUGUGGCACCUGUCGACGUUUUCUUAAAUAGUGAAAAUACUAAUGUGGGUAUGGAAUAAAAAUAAAAAAAAAGCAUUAGGUAAAUCAAAUCUUCUCUUCAGUGUAACUUGACGGUGCCUCGGUUAUGUUUUGUAACAUUCUAAUGCCAAUAUAAAGAGGUAGUGACUUUGUCGGCCGUGCUUUGUAUACCAGAGUUUGCACCCACUCUUCUCUCAAUGUAAUGGUAGAAUUUGCUGAGUGUGUGUAUGUGGCUGAGAAGCUGCAUUCAAAAUGCUGUGUUCGCUGCAACCUGGAGAACAGCCUAUGAGUAAUGAGUUAAAUACAAUCACUUUUUUUUUUUUUUAAUGUUCAGUGUCGCUCUAUGGUAAGAACGAAAACGGUUGAUGGUUUUUGUUGAGCAUUUGAGUAUUUAAGAAUUUGGUCGCUCCAUGGUGCGGUUAGUUUGAAAAGUGAGACACGUUCUCGAAACCCCAAGACCAGAGAAGUGUGAGGUAGACUGAACUGUCUGACAGAGAAAAAUAUCUGUAACCUAAUGAAUUGUUAUAACAAUGAUGACAACUUGAUGUUCUGACUUAGCCCUUGUUUCUGUUUGAUGAUCUAGGCUCAUUACAAUCCUGUAUAUAAUGCUGCUUCUCCUGUGUAAAGCCUUAGUUGGAUGAGGUGACUAUCUUUUUAAGGAUUAACUUGUAAUACCUGGUGUGCUGUUAAGAAAUUCAAGAAAGGAGUGUAAGGGAUCAUCUCAAAAGUUAACGCAACUGGCCUAGUAACCUCCUAUGUACCCAGUUCCUUUAUGAAAGUGCACUGAAAAAGGACGAAUUUAAUAGUGCUCUCUCCCAUGAGUGUAGUACUAAAUGCCUUCGCCUAAAUUUAAAAUUUUUGCUUUUUAAAUAUUGAUAACAUAUUCAUGAAAAAUACUAUCUACACAGUAUUCUGAUUUAGUAGUGGUGGCGGUCAUGCACCAAAGGAGUGUGGGCAAAGAAGUGGAUAAAAUAAAGAACCAGUGUUGUGUGAUCCUGCCACUCCCAGCAGCUGUGCUGUGUACGAGGUCAAAGUAUAAUAUCCAGUUUGAUAGUCUUUAAAAAAAAAAAAAAAAAAAAAAAAAAAAAAGGCUUUUAACAGCCGUGCCAGAAAAGCAUUUUUAGAUUUUGUGUUGCAAGUAUCAGUACGUUGCUUGAAUUCAGAAGGGCUGGUUGAUGACAUUUUGAGAUGGUCCCUUAGCGUCAAGAUUGUUCUACCCUGUCCACACCCCUGGGUCGGUUUCAUAUUCUGCUUGAGAGAGUGCCUGUCACUGGAAAGCGUCUCAUUAAUGUUUGUUUUCUAUUGGAGAUUAUGGAAUUAGCAAGUACGUGCUUGAGGAGAAACUGAAGAUUGUAAUAUAAAUGUGCCAACAAAUAAAAACACCAGUAUUUCACAAAA